This is a messenger RNA of Ochlerotatus camptorhynchus, 865 nucleotides long. Its product is annotated as trypsin 3A1-like. The coding region runs from base 69 to 830 and encodes 253 amino acids. NCBI's taxonomy places the organism in Eukaryota, Metazoa, Arthropoda, Insecta, Diptera, Culicidae. Gene Ontology annotation, molecular function: serine-type endopeptidase activity. Gene Ontology annotation, biological process: proteolysis. The record is from RefSeq and is a predicted model, not a curated record. The transcript has 2 exons.
GAACGUACACUCUUCCUCUACAACCCACCCAAAGUGCACCGACUCUAGUGACAACUCAAGCAUCAGCCAUGAAUCAGCUUCUUUUCGUUAGUUUCUGUGCCCUGCUGGGAUUUAGCAAUGCUGCAGUCCUAUCCAGCAGUCGGAUCGUUGGUGGUUUCCAGAUCGACAUCGCCGAAGUGCCACAUCAGAUUUCCCUGCAACUACGCGGCCAGCAUUUCUGCGGAGGAUCCAUCAUCUCGCCGCGUUGGGUACUGACUGCGGCGCACUGUACGGAAGGUAAUUUGGACCCAAAGGCGUACACAAUCCGGGCAGGUUCUACCGAUCGUACCAAAGGUGGCGUUGUGCUCAAAGUCAAAUCCGUGAACCCUCACCCCGAGUACAAUACCGAAAACAUCAACUACGACUUUUCGCUGCUGGAACUAGCUGAAAGUAUUGGAUUCAGUCGAUCGAUUGUGGCCGUAGAUUUGCCGGAAGUUGACGAAAGUCUGGAUGAUGGAUCCAUGUGUACGGUUUCCGGCUGGGGAGAUACCAAGAACUACCAGGAGAGCAAUAUGCUGCUGAGAGCCAUCAAUGUGCCUUCUUACAAUCAGGAACAAUGUGCCGAAGCUUUGGCCAGUACUGGCACGGUUACGGAGCAAAUGAUCUGCGCUGGAUAUGCCGCUGGUGGUAAGGACUCGUGCCAAGGAGACUCCGGUGGCCCACUGGUUUCCGACGGAAAACUGUUCGGUGUCGUUUCCUGGGGUAGGGGUUGUGCUCUUCCGAAUCUUCCGGGAGUCUACGCUCGAGUUUCCAGCGUACGCGAAUGGAUCCGGAAGGUUGCCGAAGUUUAACGAGUUUGAAACGAUUAAAUGUGAUUUAAAUUAAA